Thalassophryne amazonica is the source of this 1891-nucleotide messenger RNA. It is a transcript of the gene dync2i2, whose product is annotated as WD repeat domain 34. Gene Ontology annotation, molecular function: dynein heavy chain binding; dynein light chain binding. Bases 126 to 1628 code for a protein of 500 amino acids. The transcript has 9 exons. The record is from RefSeq and is a predicted model, not a curated record. Gene Ontology annotation, biological process: intraciliary transport. Gene Ontology annotation, cellular component: cytoplasmic dynein complex; ciliary plasm. Lineage: Eukaryota; Metazoa; Chordata; Actinopteri; Batrachoidiformes; Batrachoididae.
UUUUGGAGAUCAACCAUGUGAGGAAAAUACCCAGCAUGUAAUAAUUGCUGGUAGUUAGCGAUAGUCACGCAUCACAUCUAAUGUAAUUCUGCAUUUCUUGUGUAGUUUGCGCCACAUUUAUUAGCAUGUUGACUGACGCAGCCGUGGAAUCGGUGAGCAUCCCGUCACUGUGGAGAAAAUGUCAGCAGUCUGCGCAGGAGUCGAGAGGUUGUCAGACUGCACCCGUGCACAGUUCUGAGGCGGUGGUCCAGACUCUCAUUACGACCAGCAUCAGCACCCAGACAGAGACACGGAACCAGACCUCAGAGGAGCUAAUCCAGCAGCCAGAGCCGCCCGGCCUCACGGACUUCUUGCUACGUGUUGAGGAUGUGGUCAUCAAAGAGCUGGUGAGAAAUGCUCAGAGCCACGCCUUCGAUGGCUUUGAGGUGAACUGGGAAGACCGCAGUCAGCUGGUUUCACACCUUCACCACCUUCACCAUCCCAGUGCUCAGGAGAGAGGUCUUCAUGUCACUGCCAUGUCCUGGAGCUGCACAGGUGCAGUUAUUGCCUGUGCUUACGGUCGAACUGACACUGGAGACUGGGGCACUGCGAGCUCGAGUGUGUGUGCAUGGAACCUGGACCGACGGGGCCUGUGCUCCAAACAAGCCGACCUGGUCAUAGAUGUUCCCACAGCGGUCACAGCCCUGUGCUGUCACCCUCAGGAUCCCGCCAUCAUGGCAGGUGGCCUGUAUAGUGGAGCGGUGGUGGUCUGGGACACCAGGAGAACUCAGGACCCCAUCACGGCCCAGAGCGGGAUGUCUGCAGACAGCCAAAGAGAGCCCAUCUAUCAGGUGGUCUGGGUUCCCCUGCAGAGGAAAGGAGAAUUUGGGGUUCUGAGUGCCUGUUCAGGAGGCCGGGUGCUGCUGUGGACGGUGGAUCCAGACCAGGCCAGGUUGAUCCUGAUUGCUGGUUACGCCUUAGUACGACAGCAGGUCCCCCACCGCAGCAGCAGCUACAAGGCUCGAGGCAGGAGUCCUGUGGGCGUCACCUCCCUGACUCUGUCCCCCUGGGACUCUGACACCUUCCUGGUAGGCUGUGAGGGUGGCCUGCUGCUCAGAUGCUCCUUCUCCUCACAGACGCCGGCUGCAGUGCCCCCUGAAGACCACAGUAUGACACUGAGAGCGCCGGCUGUCUUCUCCUUCAAGUCUCACAGCGGACCAGUCCACUCUGUGCACUGCUCCCCUUUCCACAGGAACUUGUUUGUCAGCGCAGGAACUGACGGCCUUGUGCAUGUCCACUCACUGCUGCAGAGAGAACCGCUCCUCUCCAUCAGGGUUUCAGACUCUAACGUGUUUCAGGUGCAGUGGUCUCCAGCCAGACCUCUGGUUUUUGCAACAGCUACUGGCCAAGGUGAGGUGCAGAUAUUCGACCUGGACCACAGUUCUCUGCGUCCAGCAGCCACUAUAGAACCGGGGGGUUCUGGCCGAGCAGCAACAUGUCUGGCGUUUAACCAGCGGAACCCUGAGUUGCUGGCAGCGGGUUCCACAGACGGGACAGUCAGUGUGUGGCAGCUGAGCACAGAUUUGGUGGAGCAGCGGCCCAAAGAGAGCAGCCAGCUCCAGCAGCUAGCCAAUCAGGGCUCAGAAUGAGAACCUGUGCGGAAAUGAACACAGACGCUGUGUUUCCAGUUUCUAACCAGUAUCGUUUAUUAAAGCACACUGUAGCUGUUCACAUUGUUACUAUUGGCUCUGAAAGUACAAGCUAAUGGCUAAAACAGUCACAUUCAGGUGCAGACAGAUCCACAGCGCCAUCAGCAGAAGCACACAGAGUUAACUAGAAGACGAAGGUGUUAUAUUGAGGUUUAGUGCCACAAUCAUGCAGUUUGAGUGAUGUGUUUAAGUGUGUGUGUGGG